Messenger RNA from Ornithodoros turicata, 2415 nucleotides. Its product is annotated as endothelin-converting enzyme 1-like. Gene Ontology annotation, cellular component: plasma membrane. The transcript has 3 exons. Lineage: Eukaryota; Metazoa; Arthropoda; Arachnida; Ixodida; Argasidae. Gene Ontology annotation, biological process: protein processing. Gene Ontology annotation, molecular function: metalloendopeptidase activity. The record is from RefSeq and is a predicted model, not a curated record. The coding region runs from base 326 to 2383 and encodes 685 amino acids.
GUUGUAGGUGUGGUCAUUUGCUUGAGGAAGCUGUGCUCAAGUCUGCUAUUGAAUCGUGAGCUGACCACCUAGCGACAUCCGGUCUGAGAUCGUCUGGAAGAGAGUGAACAUCUCGAAAUCCACGUGCGUCAUGGCCGCGGGUUUGUCAAGUCAAGUUUGAUGUCACAACAUAAUACCAAAUGACAGACAUCAACGCGAAUUCCAUUGGAGAAUGUCAAGCAGAAUGAAGGGGCAGCGGAAAGACGUUGGGAAACUCACACAACUGGCCUUCACUAUCUUCUACCAACACUAUCUUCAGUAGUGGCAGUACUUUUUCUAGAGUGCCAUGAAUCCUCCAGCCCUUCGUCCUCUGAGGUCAUCCGCCCGCUCCUCUACGCAGCCAACUACUACCUUACUUGGAACAUCUCAACAGCCUUUUCCAACCAUCUUUCAGCUGCACUGUACGUACAAAGCCCUCUCCAUUGUCGCAGCCAUCGUACUUGCCAUAAUCAUUGUGCUCGGCCUCCGUGGCAGCAUUACGUAUGCACAAAGAUCCGUGGUUCAUUUUACGGUGUGUACUUCGGAAUCGUGCAGAAUAUACAGCAGUCUCCUCUCCCGAUCUAUCAACGAGUCAGAAGACCCCUGCGACAAUUUUUACCAAUACGUUUGUGCCGGAUGGAAGACGCAGCAUGCGCAGACGUCUGUCUACAAAGAACAUAUGAAGUACUUCGUGAAUGCCGUAGCAAAGACGAUGCGUCGUGUGCAAGUCCCAAGGCAUGGACAAACGGCAGUGCAUCAAGCUGCUGCAAUCUAUCAGAGGUGUGCAGCCAUUGUAACAGAAGGGAAAGAGGAGCUGGAUGAGUUCCUCGCCGUCUUACACUCUGUGGGAAUUUAUUGGCCACGGAUCCCGGAAAACGCGAAUGCUAUAGCGGUAAUGAUUCAGACGUACACAACGCUGCAGAUCAGUCCGUUGUUUACAAUUAGGAAAAACUUAGACGCUGGAAAUGUCGUCGUAGAAAUGCUACCCUCAUCGAGUCUAGCGAAGAUGAUAGAGAAAAGAAAAGAGCUGGAAGGUUAUGGAAAAUACCGCGACUACUUUCAGUCUUUCGUCGAUAUAUUUGGAAGCAUUAAUUCGCAUGAGCCAGUGACCCUGAGCUACUUGAGUUUUCUUUCUCUUGAGGACACAGUAUUCCGACAUAUGGCCAAGCAUGCGCUUACAACCACUUUAUCCUUGUAUACCGUAGCGGAUAUAAUGCGUCUUACUCCCAAUAUCAAACCAGUUCGAAUAUUCCCAGAAAUUAAUGAAGGCUUAAAUAUUUCAAAGAAUACACCAUACUUAGUUUACCUCGGCAACCCCAAGUAUCUUGAUGGGUUAGAUAAACUUUAUGCGUCUAUAGGAGAAAGUAACGUGCACAUGUACAUCAGUUGGGUGGUCAUUCAGCACCUAGCUCCGUUCAUGAGCAAAGAUCUUGCCGUUCUUUAUUAUGGCAGCAUUCAUGAAGCACUUGAAGAGACACCCGCGAGGUGUCUUUCAUUGGCAGAAACGUUUUUGGGUUCGUGCAUAUUUGCUAAGUAUAUGGCCGAAGAAUUAAGUCAAGCAGUAAUCGCUGACAUAAAUGUCAUUGCGCAAAACAUUCGAGAGACAUUGACAGCUAAGGUUAUCACCGAUUCAUUUCUUGGUCUUCCAAGAAGUUUCAUCGUAUUCGUGCAAGACCAAGGUUUAUUGUUUAGGAACACCACGGCUGAUACUAUUAAUUCUCGUAUAGAAGAUAUUGGACCCUUGCUUGCUCGGAGUUGGGUAAGUGCUGCGAAAGCUACUUAUAUUGACAGACUCUCAUACAGUACAUCGGACAAUCGUCAGAUUCUUCGCAUCGUGGACCAUACCACGUACAAUUUCUUCGACGACAAUACGCACAUCCUGGCUGUAGCUCCAUAUGUAUCUAUGCUGCCACUCUACGAAUCAGAUAUCUUAGAUGGGGUGAAAUACGGUGGAUUAGGAAUAAUAAUAGGAGCUGCAUACUUCGACCAAUUUGUUGCAAACGUUUCGAGUACAACGAACAUCGAGAACGAAUUGCACAACAGAAGGCAGUGCUAUGGGUCAGGUGGCGAAUCCUUGUCUAGCACGAACUCUCUGUAUUCUCGAGCAGUAUCUCUGGAAGUCGUGUGGGAUGCUUUCUGGAAGUCACGUGUGCUCCGCUCAGACCACCGCAUAAAGGGGCUCCUGCAUCUUAGCGAGGAAAAACUUCUGUUCGCAACGAUGUGCUAUGCGCUGUGCUCGAACGUUGCUUCUGAAGCAGCUGAGGAACUCUGCAAUGGCCCUCUUCGACAUGAUAGUAUUUUUUCUGCCCUCUACUCUUGUAGCGAAAGAUCUCCAAUGAAGGGACAAAGAUGCAAAGUAUUGUAACUGUUGCUAGAAAUAAACACGUAGGACCACUG